AAAUGGCGGCUCUGCACCAUGACGCCGCCGCCGGCCUCCACCGCCGUCGAUUUACUUCCGAGAAUAUCAGUCUCCUUAAACCGGUUUUCUUCGUUUCCAGCUCUUCCGCUUCAUUCCCAGCUAAACGCGCCCGAAGAAGAAACCACCUUCGCCCAAAAAUCCUCAAAACCCUUCAAAACCCCAUUAUCCCCAAAUUACCUGCAAACCCAAUAAUCCCAAUUGAAAACCCACCUCAAGAGACUAAGCAGCAGGAAUUUGAGAAGCAUGAAUACUCAGAAUCAGCUGAAUUUGAAGAAGCUGGAGAAUUGCAAGAACUGGAGGAGGUUAAGGUUUCACCGCCUGCCGGCGUUGAGAUUGAUGGAGGAAUUGGUGUAGCCGGUAAAGACUCAAUCUUGAAAUAUGGGUGGUGGUUUGUUGGAGCUUUCGUGUUCCAGACAGUUCUAGCUGUUCUUUUUUAUGGUCUGGAUGAUACCGAAAAUAAAAGGGAAAUUGUGAAUGGGAGUAGUGAACUGGGGGCUGUUUUGGAUGAAAAGGGGAAUUUGAAAAGGGGGUUGGGAGAUGUUGUUAUUGGAGAUGGAAAUGUUGAUGUGGAGAAGUUGGAGAUGGAGAGGAAAAUUGAAGAGAUUCGUGUAAUGGCUAGGGAGGCCAGGGAAAAGGAAAGAUUGCAAUCAAAGAGGAAUGGUGGUGAUGGUGAGGAUGAUGAGGAUGAUGAGGGGACUGAUGGGGGCAAACAUGUCAAAAGUCAGAUAGAGGAAGAGCUUGAUGGUGCAAUGGUGAAGUUGAGGAAGAAGCUAGGGAGUUCGCGCUUAAAAACACCAUUGGUUGGGCAUUCAAGUGGGGAGACGAAGAGAGGAGGAGAUGAGGUUGCAAUGGGUGCUUUAUUAUAUAAAAAGAAGUAUAAAUUCAAAGAUUUUUCCAGUGAUACGGUAGAGAAACCCAAAGGUUUUGUAGGUUUAGAUGAUAGUAGAGUUGUUGGAGAUUAUGUAGAGGAAGGGAAUGAGUUAUUUAGAAGUGGGAAUGGUGAUCAUAAUGGAGAGAGGCAGACUGAAGUGUCUAAUGAUGAUUCAAUGGUAUCUGAUGCAGUUCGAGUAGUGGAAGAGGAUAACAAGAAAGAGGUGUCUGCAGUAACCAAGUCCACUAGGAAUACAAGGAGUAAGGUGACGAAAGAAAGGGGGACGAGCAGGCAAGGAAAGACAAAGGGCGUGGCAAAGACCAAGGUGAUAGAUGGAAAAAUAAAUGUUGAAGCUAGUCAAGCUACGAAAUCAGGAAAAGCUAGUGAUAAGCUGUCUACUGGAAAUGGUACUUUCAGUGGCAAAGGAUUUGGAAAUGCUAAAUCAGCUAUGAAAAGCAAAAAUGAUACUGGCCACUGGUGGUUCAAUCUUCCUUUCGUUCUAGCUAUUUUUAUGCAAAGAGGCACUGGUGGUGAAGGGCUUUAUACGUUGAAAAGCCUUUCAAGCACUGACGAGCAGACAUCUUACACUGUAGCUUUUGAAGAUCGCGUUGAUGCAGCCAACUUCUGUUAUCUUCUGGAAUCAUUCUUUGAGGAUUUGGGAGACUUCAAAGCUGAUGUUGUUCCGUUAACUGUCAAAGAACUAAAAGAGGCAGUAAAAUCAUAUUCCUUGAGGGCAUUUGUCGUGAAGAGAGGGCAACUUCAGCUCUAUGCGGGCCAGCCACUUACCGAUGCUGAGAUGGCAUUACGAGCAAUCAUUGAGCAAGGCUGACGAGACAACUGCAACUUGCCAUUCUGCGGCCUGACUACAAUCCAGCAUCUGAGUAUUUGAAACCUCCUUUCGAAGUUUUCGGAUGUCAAAGGUGUUUUUUGGAUUUUGAAGAGUGUUGUUGAUAAAACAUUGGACAAUUUAUGUUUUCUUUUAUAGUAGUUGAAGUUUUGGAUUUUGAUAGCA
Molecule: messenger RNA, 1904 nt
Organism: Salvia hispanica
Lineage: Eukaryota; Viridiplantae; Streptophyta; Magnoliopsida; Lamiales; Lamiaceae
Product: ABC subfamily C protein
Source: RefSeq, a predicted model, not a curated record